AUGGGGCGACUCGAGUAUGCAGCCGACGAGGCAGAUCGCGAUCAAGCGGCUCGAAGAGAGAGUAACGACGAGGACGAGGAGCCAAGGGCGCAGGAGGAGGGGGCGGAGGAAAAUAGGGGUUCAGGGGAUGAGGAGAGCGAUGACGAGUUGGGGCAUGAACGGGCGGCUGCGAUUGAAGUCGGUGUUGUAAUGGGAGAAAUGGCGGGAGAAGACGAUAACGAGGAUGACGAUAACGAUUCGGACGAUGCGCCCGAGGAGUUCACUCUGUCGCAGGUGCCCGCCCACCAUCGCCCUCUUCCCCUCCGCCGCUGUGACCCGCUCUAUUGCGUCGCUCAUUCCGAUCCUCUACACGCCGCCCCACCGCGCAGGGUCGCCAAGGCUGACAGAAAGGUUCGGCAAAAGCGAGCAGGCUUGGUAGCGAAGGGAGAGGAGGGGGAGGGAGAGGAAGAGGGAGAGGGCGAGGAGCGGCGGGGCAAGGAGGCGGAGAGGAAGGCGAAGCGCAGGCGCGAGCUGGAGGGACGCGCGGAGAGGCGCACGCGGCGAAAGGGCGCGGCGGAGGGGGGAGACGAGGCGGCGGGGUCGCUGGUACCCGCAGAGGCGAGGGGCGGUGCUCGGGAGGAGGGGACGGUGAGAGGUGCGGGUGCGGGCGAGGAGGAGGGGGAGGGCGCGGUGGAGGGGGGCGCGGUGGAAGGGGGCGCGGUGGAGGGGGGCGCGGUGGAGGGGGGCGACUUUCUUCCCGCGGACGUGAUUGCUGCCGUCACACGGCGCCAGCACACCAGGUUCACAGAAGCGCAGGAGGAGAGGUCACAGUCAGCCGUGAGGGAGAAAAAGCAGCGGGCAGGGCGGGGCGGCAGCAGGGGCAAGGACAGCCACACAUCAGCUGUCAUCGGCACACGGUGGGUGCUGCGGCAUGCGGUGGGUGCUGCGGCAGGCUGCUCAGCUUGCUCUCCCACCUCCAUGCCAAUCACUGCUCCUCUUCUUCCCAAAGUCUCAGUCAGCAUUCUGCCCCCACCUGCGCCCUCACCAUCCCUCGAAAACUGCCCUCACGACACCACUGCACUGGUUCAAGCAAAGGCACCUGCUGCAUUGUUCCAACCCCUCGCUCUUCCUCACAUCAACCUACUCCCCCGUGUCGUGUCGUGGCUACCACGCAGGUCGGACGGGGCCAUAGUCAUCCAGGCAGGCGCGCCGGCGCCGGAGGGCGAGGAGGCAGCGCGGGCCAUCAUGCGCGCCGCGCAGAGCUUUCGGCACGGGGUGCUGUUUGGGCGGCGGCAGCGAUCACUUGCAGCGCUGGGGUUUGUGGACCCCACGGCGCUCAAGGUGCCCGGGCAGUGGCGCGCCCACAAGCAUCUUGUGGCGGGAGGUGUGGGGGGAGUGGGCGUGCAGGGGGGUGUGGGGGCACGGAAGGGAGGCGGCAAGCGCAACGGGAGGGGCCGUGGUGGCGCUAGGCGGUGA
This is a messenger RNA of Closterium sp. Naga37s-1, 1455 nucleotides long. Lineage: Eukaryota; Viridiplantae; Streptophyta; Zygnematophyceae; Desmidiales; Closteriaceae. The record is from the annotation of a GenBank genome assembly.